AUGAGGUCAGCUACGAAGGGCUCUCGUCCGUUGCGGGUCGUGAUUAAGCUCGGAACAAGCUCGAUUGUGGAUGAGAAGAGCCACGAGCCUCUUCUUUCUAUUCUCUCUCUGAUUGUCGAGACAGCCGUCAAGCUCAGGAAAGACGGCCACAAGGUCAUCAUUGUCUCCUCUGGUGCUAUCGGCGUCGGCCUUAGAAGGAUGGACGUCGAGAAACGGCCAAAGCAUCUCUCCAAACUGCAGGCACUCGCAGCCAUUGGCCAAUGCCGCCUGCUGAGCCUGUGGGACAGCCUGUUCAGCCAUUUACGGCAACCAGUUGCACAGAUCCUGAUCACUCGGAGUGACAUUGCCGACCGAUCCAGGUACCUCAAUGCUCGCAACACCAUCAACGAGCUGCUUGACAUGGGCGUCAUACCCAUUGUCAACGAGAACGACACGCUGGCCGUGGCUGAGAUCAAGUUCGGAGACAAUGACACACUGUCGGCCAUCACGGCCGCUAUGGUGCACGCCGACCUGCUCUUCCUUAUGACCGACGUCGACUGCCUGUACGACAAGAACCCAAGAACACACCCCGAUGCCCAGCCCAUCGAGGUAGUCGAGGACAUUGGGUCGCUUGUCGCCGACGUAUCGACCGCCGGCUCGUCCCUAGGAACGGGCGGCAUGUCUACCAAGAUUGUCGCCGCCCGCCUAGCCACGUCGGCCGGGGUGACUACCGUCAUAACCCGCUCCUCAACCCCCGGAAACAUCAUCAACAUUGUCAAGUACAUCCAAGGCAGCCGGUCGUCCUCUUCCCUGGCGACACCUACCGCCGGAACCCCCUCCACCAUAUCAGACGAAAGCCACCCCCACCACACCGAAAAUCUGUUGAGCAUGUCGACCCUCUCGCUCAGCGAUCUCGACAGGAGCAAGAUCCCGCUGCACACGCGGUUCCUCCCGUCGCCAAACCCCGUGCGGGACCGCUAUUUCUGGAUCCUGCACGGGCUACGGCCGCACGGUACGCUCUUCAUCGACACGGGCGCACACAAGGCGCUGGUCGGGCGCGCCGGGCUGCUGCCUGUCGGAGUGGUGGACGUGGAGGGCGUGUUCGCGCAGCACGAGGCGGUGCGCAUCUGCGUGGUGAAGAAGCGCGCGGCGGCCGCCGGGGAGGACGGCAAGCUCUGGGACGGCCCCGCCGUCGAGGUCGGCCGCGCCCUGACAAACUACUCGUCGGUCGAGAUUGCGCGCAUCAAGGGUCACCAGAGCGCAGAGGUCGAGAGCCUGCUCGGCUACGCCGAUAGCGAGUACGUCGCGCAGCGCGAGUCCAUUAGCCUCCUUAGGAAGGAGGCCCCUGGCUCUGGCUCUGGCACUCCCGUGACGGCGCCGCUGCCGCCGCUCGCUCGAGAAGUUCUUGCUCCGUCUACUGCCGCUGCUGCCGAGGCGGCAGAUGCCCAGGGCAGCGGAGGGGACGAGCGCGAAGGCGACGGCGGGGCGGCGAUAUAG
Messenger RNA from Lasiosphaeria miniovina, 1476 nucleotides. RefSeq names its product Aspartate/glutamate/uridylate kinase. Gene Ontology annotation, cellular component: cytosol; cytoplasm. NCBI's taxonomy places the organism in Eukaryota, Fungi, Ascomycota, Sordariomycetes, Sordariales, Lasiosphaeriaceae. Gene Ontology annotation, molecular function: ATP binding; glutamate 5-kinase activity; RNA binding. Bases 1 to 1476 code for a protein of 491 amino acids. The record is from RefSeq and is a predicted model, not a curated record. The transcript is spliced from 5 exons.